AACUACCCUUUUGCUCCAGGUUUGACCUACCGACUUGUUAAAAGGAAAGGAAAGCCGCCGAUAUAACUAAGAUGUUCUUUCUCUAAUCUCUAGGGGUAUUUAAAGUAAUUAACACAACAAGAGACUAAGAGAGAGGCUGAUCAUCAUUUCACUUGAGGUUAAACUUAUAUAAACCAAAGUCCGAUGUCAGAGUACAACUGUGGUUAGUCAAGAAACUUGAUCCCUUUAUAAAGCAAGAAAGAAAAAGCCAAAAAGCCAGCCAUGAACCAUAUGAUAUCAGAAAUGCUCCGUUGUUUUUUGACUGCAACUCUGAUGAUAGCAUUCGAUUAGGGUUUUCGAUAGGCUUUCCCAACUCAUCUAUUCCAACUCCAAAUGGCGUCCUUCCUUGCUCUAAAGGUUACUCCAUCUGCAACUCGAGAUCGGAUCUUCUCCGCCUCUUCUUCCUAUUCUAUUUCUCUACAUUCCAACUCUGCCUGCGACAUCCCAUUCCCCGUUUCGCUUCCUUUUCAGUGCCGGGGCAGGAAGAUUGGGGGUUUGUCGAUAAAAGCGAUGGCUGUGUCAAAGUUCAAAGGAACGCAGAUGAGAGAAAAGCACCUGACGGAGAUGAUCGAGAAGAAGGUUCAAGAGGCACAACAAGUGUGCGAGGGGGACCAGACGUCGGACGAGUGUAAAGUGGCGUGGGACGAGGUGGAAGAGGUAAGUCAGGCCAAGGCCGAUCUUCGUAGGAAGUUGGAGAAACAAGAUCCCUUGGAAUCCUUUUGUCAGGACAACCCCGAGACGGAUGAGUGCCGGAUCUACGAGGAUUGAGAGAAAUGAUCUCACCGCCGCUACCACCACCGUUGUUUGAUUGCUCGCUCUUCUCUGGAUAAGGAUUGAGGAGGGCUCUGUUUUCCGGUGUGGGUGCCUUUCUUCCGGCUCUGGAUGAUUAAGUAGAUAUACAUGUUGUAUAAAUAGAAGUUUAGAUUAGAUCUUUGAUCUUGUUGGUCACGUCCUCCUCCGGACUUCGUUUGAGUAUUGAUCAUCAUCAAUUUUGAUGCCACAUGUUUGUAUUGUGUAAUUGUUUGUUUGUUUGUUUGUUUGUUUGUUUGUUUGUUGUGGAUUUGCAACUCUUUAAAAUACAAAAAGUGAUGUUGUAUUUCCUAAAUUGCCUCCCUCUCUUUGCUCUUGGCACUUUGAGUCUUUGUGUGUCGACUCUACUAUUUUGAUCUCCUCCUCCCACAGUCCCACUGUGUUUUUGGUAGUAGAAUGAUGGAAUAUCCUCCUCUCCUACCUCCUUUCAGGAUUUCUGCUUUCACCGUUUGAAUUUUGAUGGACGCCUCCGUCAAAGUCAAGUAUGGGGGUAUGGGAUGGGCUACCCUGGGCUGGAUUAGACUUAAAAACAUAUGAAGCCCCUGUUACUGUUAGUCUCGACCCAGUCUGGGUUUGUGUAUUGCUCAAAUUGUCGUGUCGGACGUAUAGCACCUCUGCAGAAAUCGAGAAUCUGAGGUUGACCCAAUUACCUGUCCGAUUUAAAUCCAUAUUUUCACCAAGGAAGAACCGUUUAUGGGGCCCAAAUAGUGGCUUGUGGCUACCAUAGUUCCAUUUCUUUUCAACGGCCUAGUGUAUAGUAAUAGGGAAAACAUCAUCGUCAUCGUCUCUAACGGCUAGCGCUAAGCCUUUGAUCUUGUUCUUUCUGUCUUCUUCGUUAUUUAUUUACAGGACUAGAAUCCCUUAUUUAUUUACAGGACUCACUCUUGUUCUCACUACGGACGCUCGCCCGUCCGCGUACACCUUUUAGCUCAUCGAUCGCAAGUUAGACAGACCUAAAAUGGUAAAACCUUUGGUGACGGGGCGGGCUUAUAAUGAACCCUCCAACCCUGAACCCCCCGAGUCUAACGACAAGCUAAAGAAGGAAAGCUAGUGGGCAGAGCAAGCGACGGCGUCUCCAGAUCGUCCUCCUCCUUACUUUUGCUAAGACAUGUCUGUACUAGCUGACGACCAAGAGACGCUGUCGGCUCGCGAAUUUCUGCUUGGCCUUGGCGCCAUUUAAUAGCAGUUGGCCGGGUAGCCGUCAAAUGUUGUGACUGGUGCGGCCGUGGAGAUGUUGUGAGAUAGAAUAUUAAGAAUCCUGACAAGAAAAAGAGAUGGAGAGGCUGCCGUAUCAGCUGGUAUCAAUUGGUAGACUUCUCACCGGCUUCCAAGUACCAUGCUAAUGCUUAUUAUGCUCUUGAUGAUGAUGUUGUCGUUGCGUUGCCGUUGAGUUUGAAGAGGAAGAGGAGGAAGGAGUUGACAGCGGUUAUAAUGCGGGCCACCAGGUGGAAAUAAGGACAAAGAUGAUGCGCUUGAAGCUAUGGAAUUAGGGAUUGAUGAUGACACUCAAUGACGUAUGUUGGCUUCAGAAGAAAAUCUUUGCUGGUGCAUAUGAAGACCAACUUGUAAAGGCACUUAAGCAGAAGGCGAUGACAGGGACUAGGCUCAUGGUGCUUCUUGAAUUAGCCAAGUUAUUGGAAUCACAUUAUAUUGUUUCCUUGCUCAACAGUAUAAUGGAACCACAUUGAAUAACUCCUUGCAAUUCUUGAUGGAGGACAAUGCAAGCUGUGAAGUUCUCCAGUUAUAUAGUGCUGGUCACGAAAAUUCUCUUGCCCUAUGGGUCUUCACUUUUUGAUUCAUUAAACUGGAAUGGAUUAGGUGAAUUGUAACCUUAUCGAGGACCUCUUUGACGAUGGAAAUGUGCAAGUGUUGAUUUCGAUAGCUACUUUUGUCAAUUUGUCAUCUCAGAACCGUGAUUCUCAAGGAUACAUGGAUUUAUAAUAUUGAGAAAGGAGCACCGAUUAAGUUCAGUCUUCUUGAAAUCAUGCAGAUGCCAGUCUCAUACAAAAAGACUGGCCAAAGCAAACUGCCUUUCAUGUAUCAGCUGUUUUCUAUUGAAGGUUAGUUUAUAUUCCAAAUUGGCCAAUCAGUUGAAUGCAGAAAAUGUUAUUGGAACAGUUCAGAAUGCUAAAUAAACCUGCCAUUGGAUUGGAUUUUAACUUUUCAGUUGCCUAGAAGAUGGACUCCAGUUGAAGUUAUGUGGAAAGUAAAAUGUAGUAUAUAACAAAGUUCUGUUUCUACUUCUUAUAAGGUCAGAUUCAACCUUGAAAAAAUUUUGAAGGUAGGUUUGCUUAAUUAAAUGAAUAAACAUUUAGGUU
This is a messenger RNA of Nelumbo nucifera (sacred lotus), 3167 nucleotides long. The record is from RefSeq and is a predicted model, not a curated record. Lineage: Eukaryota; Viridiplantae; Streptophyta; Magnoliopsida; Proteales; Nelumbonaceae.